Messenger RNA from Podarcis raffonei (Aeolian wall lizard), 6858 nucleotides. RefSeq names its product Cbl proto-oncogene (gene CBL). The coding region runs from base 276 to 2990 and encodes 904 amino acids. The record is from RefSeq and is a predicted model, not a curated record. Gene Ontology annotation, biological process: negative regulation of epidermal growth factor-activated receptor activity; cell surface receptor signaling pathway. The transcript is spliced from 16 exons. Gene Ontology annotation, cellular component: plasma membrane; membrane raft. Gene Ontology annotation, molecular function: SH3 domain binding; calcium ion binding; receptor tyrosine kinase binding. Lineage: Eukaryota; Metazoa; Chordata; Lepidosauria; Squamata; Lacertidae.
GGGGGCGGGAGUUUAACGCGCGCGCCUCCCCCUCCGUCGCGCGCAACCUCCUCCUGCCUUCCUGCCCGCCCGCUUCCCUUUUUCUUCGUCAGUCGGGCGCGUCCCCGGCGCUCCUGGAGCCGCCUCCCCUUCUCCUCCGCCGCCUCGACAGUCGGUGGCCAAGCCGGGGAAGGAGCGGCCUGGCGGAAGGGACACGCCUUAGCCGCCCUCCGUCCCUCCCUCAGCCGGAGCCUCCGCCGCCGCCGUUGCCCCUCUUCGCCGCCCCCGCCGCCCCCAUGUCGGCCCCGCUGAAGAAGGGCCCCGGCGGGCUGAUCGGGCUCAUGAAGGACGCCUUCCAGCCGCACCACCACCACCUCGGCCCCCACCAGCCCGGCACCGUGGACAAGAAGAUGGUCGAGAAGUGCUGGAAGCUCAUGGACAAGGUUGUGCGUUUGUGUCAGAAUCCCAAGUUGGCACUAAAAAACAGUCCACCCUACAUUCUAGACCUGCUUCCUGACACUUAUCAGCAUCUGCGAACCAUCCUGUCACGCUAUGAGGGGAAGAUGGAUACUCUAGGAGAGAAUGAAUACUUCAGGGUGUUCAUGGAAAACCUGAUGAAAAAGACAAAACAGACCAUCAGCCUCUUUAAAGAAGGAAAAGAGAGAAUGUAUGAGGAGAAUUCCCAACCUAGGCGCAACCUUACAAAACUGUCCCUGAUCUUCAGCCAUAUGCUAGCAGAACUGAAAGGCAUUUUCCCAAGUGGACUCUUCCAGGGAGACACAUUCCGGAUCACAAAGGCAGAUGCAGCAGAGUUCUGGAGAAAAGCUUUUGGGGAAAAGACCAUUGUUCCAUGGAAGACCUUCCGUCAGGCCUUACAUGAAGUGCAUCCUAUAAGUUCAGGGCUAGAGGCAAUGGCACUGAAAUCUACUAUUGAUUUGACCUGCAAUGAUUACAUUUCAGUGUUUGAAUUUGAUAUCUUUACCCGCCUCUUUCAGCCAUGGUCAUCUUUGCUCAGGAACUGGAAUAGCCUUGCAGUGACUCACCCUGGUUACAUGGCAUUCCUGACGUAUGAUGAGGUCAAAGCACGGCUUCAGAAGUUCAUCCACAAACCCGGCAGUUACAUUUUCCGUCUGAGCUGCACGCGGCUUGGCCAGUGGGCCAUUGGUUAUGUCACUGCAGAUGGAAAUAUUCUCCAGACAAUCCCCCACAACAAACCCCUUUUUCAAGCACUGAUCGAUGGUUUCAGGGAAGGCUUUUACUUAUAUCCUGACGGACGGAAUCAGAAUCCUGACCUGACCGGUUUGUGUGAGCCCACACCCCAGGAUCACAUUAAAGUUACGCAGGAACAGUAUGAAUUGUACUGUGAGAUGGGCUCCACCUUUCAACUCUGUAAAAUUUGUGCAGAAAAUGACAAGGAUGUGAAGAUAGAACCCUGUGGCCACCUCAUGUGCACUUCCUGCCUCACUUCCUGGCAGGAAUCAGAAGGCCAGGGUUGUCCGUUCUGCCGAUGUGAAAUUAAAGGCACAGAGCCCAUUGUAGUGGACCCGUUUGAUCCCAGAGGAGGGGGAGGUCUCCUGCGGCAAGGGGCUGAGGGGGCUCCCUCCCCAAACUAUGAUGACGACGAUGAUGACAGGGCUGAUGAAUCACUCUUCCUGAUGAAGGAACUGGCUGGCGCAAAGGUAGAACGUCCUCCUUCUCCAUUUUCAAUGGCUCCUCAGGCAUCGCUCCCCCCAGUACCUCCCCGAUUAGACCUUCUGCAGCAACGAGUGUCCAAUCCACCAGGAGCUUCUAGUCCAGGGACCACCUGUAAGGCUGCACCCGGCUCCCUCCACAAGGACAAACCUUUGCCGAUCCCUCCGACGCAUCGAGAUCUCCCCCCUCCGCCACCUCCGGACAGGCCACAUUCCCUUGGGCCCGAGAGUCGGCCUCAGAGGCGGCCUCUGCCCUGCACUCCAGGAGAUUGUCCUACCAGGGACAAGUUACCCCCUGUGCCUUGUAACCGCCAGGGGGACCUCUGGUCGUUGCGGCCGAUUCCGAAAGCUCCAGCUGCAGCCCUAAGCCCCAACGAGCCUUGGGCAAGUCGGGAGUUGACGAACCGGCACUCGCUUCCAUUCUCGCUGCCUUCUCAGAUGGAUUCCAGAGCUGACACUCACAGGCUCGGGAGCACUCUCAGCCUGGACACCCCGGCAAAUCAACCUGGCGGGGUCCCAACUGGCUCAGACAGUGAACAUUCUAAAAUAAAACCUUCUUCUUCUGCCAACGCUAUCUACUCUCUUGCUGUAAGACCGUUGCUUGUGCCAAAGCUACCGCCUGGAGAGCACUCGGAGAAUGAUGAAGACACAGAGUACAUGUCACCCUCGUCCUUGCCUCUUGUGCCCCCUGGCUCUGCUGUACAAAAACCAGAGGCCAAAUUGCCCUUGGAAAUGAGUCAGAGCUCACGAAUGUUGGACUGUGACCAGGAAAUGGACGGGUGCACCUAUGAAGCAAUGUUCAACAUCCACUCCCAGGCAGCUCCUUCUGUCUCUGAGGCUACCAAUAUUCCUGAUGGAGGGGAUGUAGCCACUGCCAAUGCCAGCAACGGCCCCGAGGAGUCAGAGAACGAGGAAGAUGGUUAUGACGUGCCCAGGCCAGCCCUCCCAUUGACUCUGGCUCGCCGCACCCUCUCAGAUAUCUCCAAUGCAACCUCUGCCUUCAGCCGGACCUCUCUGGAUGGGGAAAUCUUAUCAGGUUUGUCUGAUGGCUCCCAGGUCCCAGAGCGGCCUCCGAAGCCCUUGCCCCGGAGGAUAAACUCUGAACGCAAAGCAGGCAGCUGCCUGCAAGCUGGUGGAGCAGGGCCGGCCCCUGCUCCCUCCCCGCAGCUCUCCAGCGAGAUCGAGAACCUCAUGAGCCAAGGCUACUCAUAUCAGGACAUCCAGAAAGCCCUCGUCAUUGCCCAUAACAAUAUCGACAUGGCCAAAAAUAUUCUGCGGGAGUUUGUCUCCGUCUCCUCCCCCGCUCACCUAGCCACAUAGCACACAUCCCCUUGGCCCUGCCUGGGACACCCCUGCGCAUCCAACCUGCCUGGGCAGUCUCCUGUCCAGCUUCUACCUAGAGGAGACAACGGGCUCCGCGAGAGACUUCCUGCGAAGGCAGGCUUGCCUCGACAGAGAGUAAUCGGUCAUCAGGGUUUCAUGCGAUUCCAGGUUUCCAAGCAAACGGAACGAAACGGAGCAGAUAGGUGCGUCCUCUCCAGUCUGUGUGUCUUUUGGAGUCCCUCCCCUCUUGGCCCCUCCCUCCCGCACGUCCUCGUUGGAGGGGGCGUUUGUGUCGCUUUGGAAAGACCUCUUGGUUCCUGUGCUGGUGGACAAGGGGACGGGAGCGGAAGGGCAUUUGCCGGGGUGUCUUGUGUCGUGCUGUGAAUUAAAAGGGGAUGCCAGUCUGUCGAAUGGCGUCUCCACCUUUCUUGUGGCGUGCCCUUCUGUGGUUCAGGGUACUGAAUCGGGGCCUCUUUGCUGCUGUAUGUUUUGGCUCAGGCUUUUUAGACCACCUGCUACCGGGUACAGAUUCUCGACUAAGGAAGUGGUUUUGGUAGCUUCCUUCUGCUACAACACCCUCCCUCUCUCACCCUACAACCUCCCCCAAAUGUUCUCCUUGUUCCCUUUCUACAUCUCCAGUCAUUUCUGGCUCCUCCUUGGUCUGAGUCAGGCUUCUCCUGUUGCCAGCAUUAACCUGACGCACACUGGAUUUUAAGGCAUUGGAGAUGCAAGACUUCUUGCCUGCGCUCGGGCUGGUGCGAUGAUUGGAUGUAGCUGUGCGCCCCCCAGCUCCAAGCAUUCUGUGCUGUCCUGCUUUUACGUAAUCGAGGCUGAUGAGGACUGGAGCAGCUGCCCUUUAACACACCCAGAGCUGCAGCUUGGUCAACGUGGCAUGCCAUCUUCGUAGCAUCUGCAAGUCCCGUGGCCAUGGAUCCAUUAUUUCCUUUCACUUCCUGUGGAUGAGAGUUAACUGUGCUGGAUUACUUAUGCAUUGAUGUGGGCAGCUGCAUCCAGCAUCUGUGGAAAUAAUUUUUGACCAGCUCAGCAGUCAAAAUGCAACAACUCCCUGCAGGGCUUUUGUGAAAGGGGGUGAUUCCCCACUCCCCGCCUCCUUUGCUCUGCUUGUUGCAUUUUUCUUUUUAAAGUUCAGGUUCUUUUGACAAGCAAGUCAAAAGAAACCGUAACGGGAGGGGAGGAAAAGAAGAGUGUGGCUUCUGAAUGUUGCCCUUGUUUGGGCAGGCUAAUGGAGGUUUAGAAAGAUGAAUUUGGACCUUGAUGGCCACCGUCUGGCUGAUGGACAGCAGGCAACCUGAAUUUAGAGGACGCCUUCCCUCUUCCAUCCUCUUCCUCAAGCCUUCACUACAGUCUCCCCAAUCACAGCAUUAGUCAUGUGAAAAUUUAUAUCUCAAAACAAGUUGCAUGUUUGGUUUUCCCUGCAGUUGCCCUGUUUAAAUAGGCCUGGUUCCUCUGCCCCAGAUAAGGAUACUAAGACUUUCUCCCCAGAAGGGGGGGCAUAGAAAGAGGCUGCUUAUCUUGUGUUUCUCUCUAAAUGGGCAGCCUUGCUUGUCCAUGAGCACUUGGAUCCCUGGGGAAUAACUGCAAAGGAUGUCAGAGAUGGCACCUGGUUGUGCAGGUGCCGUGAAUGCACCUAGCUGGCACUUUGUUAAUUGUCAGCAGUGCUGUUUGAAUGACACACUAUGAAGAUUUGAAGACUGGCAGGAGUUCGCUGUUGCCUGCAGUGGUCCAAAAGCAGAAUUGUUGACCUGGCAGCUGUGGCCCUUCUCUUGCUGCCCAGAGAAAGAGUUUUCAGUUGCCAACACCUCACAGAGGCUUCAGAAGCCCCCUGCAUACAUGGGACGGGCAGUGGCAAUGUCGGUCUGAUCUUGCUGCUUUCAUGUGAAACACUGUGAAGAUUAUUACCUAGGAGGUCUCGGCUAGAGUGCAUUUUGAAUAACUUGAUAGCAUUUAGGAGCAGGUGAGCAGAGGGCCUUUGCAACAACUGCAGAGUAGAGAGUUGUGGCCAGGCAGUUUAGGAACCAAGGGGGCUGUGCAAUUUCAGAGUGUGAAAUGUUGGAGCAACCACUGGACGCUCCUCUUGGAUAUUUCUUCCCACAUCCGGGCCACGAACUCCACAUCAGUUUUGGAGGCUAGUUUGGUGAGGACUAGCUCUUUGCAAAGCUGAUUUCCUAGUCCGCUGGAGAAGCUGUUGGCGUAGCACUGGAAACUCGGUUGCGGUCAGCCUUAAUCUCCACCUUUGUGCAAAGCGGCAGCACCAACUUGCCUUUGCAGAUGGGCCUCUGCAGAUGCUCUCCUCGCCCUGAGCAGGGCCAUCCUUGUUUCGGGAAGCCUUAUGCCUGACAGGAACACUCCACGUACUAUAGCUGACCGGACUUUACUGCAUGUCUCCUUUUUGUCCACUUCUUGUGUCUUACAUUUACAUGAGAACUUUUAAAGUGGCUCUUUCUCCUUGAACCACAUGAAUGUCUUUGUUUGCAAGCACAAGGGAGGCAGAGCGAAAAACGCUUCCCGGGGUGUGUUCCCUGCUGCUUUUAAAAUUUUUACCUUAUUAUGUCCCCCCCCCCCCCGUGUCUCUUAAUCUUUAAAAAAAAAAGAAAAAAAGGUUGACUUAUUUUACUUAAAGCCAAAUGUAUAGUGCCUUUUGAUGGGGGAAAUGCUCUAUCUCCAAUUUUGCAUCUGAAGAAGAGACAGAUUUAAAACUUGACCAGGGAAAUCCAUGGAGCUGCUCCUUGGAAGGAGAAAGCUGUCGCCCCAAAGCUAACAUAGUGGUGUGUUUGUUUUUGUCUCUGUGUGUGUGUUGUUCAGCCUGAGCAGGUUUUCUGUACCUUAGUCCUUAGUGUUGGGGAGUUGUUCGUAUUGCUGGCUGCCCUAAGCUUGGAUUGAAGGCAGUAAUAGCGCAACUCCGACGCAGGAUUUUGACACAACCAGUGUGGGUCACCCAAAAUAUCCCAGUUUGUCACCCCCCGUCCCCAUCCUUUUUCUUUUUAAAAACAAAUGAGGCUUAAGACUGGAAGCAAAAUACAGCUGCACCUCCAGGCACAUGUGCCAAGUUUCCUGUCAACUCUCUGUGUGGGGGGAUGGAGUGCAAUCUUCUGGGAUCGUCUGUUGAGGCUCCAGUCGAUUCCCCCACAUAGUUUUGCAAGGAGUUUCCUGUGGAUUUUGCCCUGAAGUAUUAAAUGUCCAGUGCCUGUUCAAUUUGCAGCGUCCGUUUUGCAAAUGCUGCCUCCCCCAUCUUAGAGCUGCAUAUGCAUUUGGGGUAUGGGUGUGCGGCUUUACGAAUGUCACUUCAAGUAGCCAAUUUCGGAGCAGUGCGACUUGCCAUCGGCAGCCCUGUUAGCUCACUGGUGUAGAACCGCUGCUCUCGUGACUAAAACUGCAAGGCGGGGGGGCUAGGAAAGCUGAAAUGCUUAAUGGAUAAAUUACCUUUGAGUGGGGGAGAGAGGUUAUUAGUAGCUUUAUUUCUCCUGAAGGUUGAGAACCAAUUUUAAUAUCAGUGUUAAAAAAUAAAUGAAUUCAGAUUUUCACUGACUAUUUUAAAAGUUAUAAUAAUGUCAUUAAUAUAAAAAAUAUAUUAGCAGUAUUUAAUCCUUUCAGACCUGUAAAGAAUAAGAACAGAAGGUAAAUAUUCUUACAGAGUAGCUGAGCUUUAAGGUUCAAGUCCUCAUUUUGUUCUGCAAAAUGCAUUGUUAAUGUUUUUAGAGGUUAUACUAAUGUUAUUUAUUUUUUAUUUUUCAUUCUUGUAAGCUGCCCACGAAAGAGCUUGUGGAGGAUUUAGGGUAUUUCAUGUGUGUCAGUAAAAUAAAAAAACAAAGUUUUAUUUUUAAAUAAAUUUCUUUGUUGUAGCAUA